AUGGAUGAUCCAGCUUCAGAAAAUCGGACGGAUUGCAACCAGCCCUCGGGCUCGGGCUUGUCCAUGUUGAAGCCGCGGCAGAGACAAGGCUCACCUGACAGCGCGCACUCGCGAUCAUCUUCCAUGUCGAAAAACUCCCUUCAGGACCGACUAUUUAACAAGCUUCUGCAACAAGUCAUCCCAGCAGACGAUGACGCGGAAACCGUCACUGGGGACAAGGUUAUGGCGAACUCCCCUAAAAAACCACCGUUCAGUCUCCCAGCAAUGACAAAUAAUUUUCGCCGAUUUAAUGCAAGAAUCGGUGUGGUAUUUCUCUUCCAGGCCCAGGCAGAGGGUCUGUUCAGUUGGAAGACACCAACCCACACCCUGUCUUUUCUCUUCGUAUAUUCCUUCAUCUGCUUGGAUCCACACUUGUUAUUAGUGCUCCCGCUGGUGGUUUUCCUGCUCUUUAUCAUGGUGCCAGCUUUCCUGACUCGCCACCCUCCACCACCUUCUACAUCCACCUCCAGCACGACACCCUAUUACUCCUAUGAAGGCCCAGCACUAGCACCAGCCAAAACCAUCAAGCCGGCCCCUGAGACAUCUAAGGACUUUUUCCGCAACAUGCGCGAUCUACAGAAUUGCAUGGCAGAUUUCUCCGACGCUCAUGAUGCAACAGUCUCCGUAGUUGCGCCACUCACCAACUUCUCCAACGAAAAGCUAUCCUCGGCUAUCUUUUUAGGCUGUGCAGUGGCUACAGUGGUGCUAUUUUUGACAGCACAUCUUGUACCGAUUCGGCUGAUCAUGCUAGCGGCCGGGAAUGCAGGUAUCUUGUCGAAUAACCCCAAAGUGCGACAAUUCUUCUACGGUUUGAUGCAGGACGUGAGCGGAGUAGGAGAUCAAGACGUGCCCCUCAGCAAUGAAGCUGAGCGUGAGUUGUUUGGACAACCAGUCCCGAAAACGCCAUCCGCGGCCGCGUCAGCUCUGGAACAAUUAGCGGACAUCUCCCUAGACACCGAACCGGAAGAACGGGAGGUCGAGAUCUUUGAAAUUCAGCACCGAGCUCCAGGGGCUUCAGAAUCAGGCUGGGAGAAUUUCUUGUUCAGCCCACUACCAUAUGAUCCAUUGUCUCCGUCUCGGAUCGCAGGCGAUCGGCCCCGUGGGUGUCGAUUCUUUGACGAUGUCCGCGCGCCAUCAGGAUGGAAGUGGAAGAGCAAGAAGUGGGAACUUGACCUAGACUGCCGGGAAUGGGUGGUGGAGCGCAUGAUUACUGGCGUUGGCUUUGAGAUUCCAGGUGUGACGCCAGAAGGCAAUGCUAUCAUCGACGAGGUUGGAGGCUGGGUCUGGGACCUUCCGGUUGAACUAUCCGCCAGCGAAGACGAAGAAAUGACUGCGAUGGCCUAUGGAGACUUGCCACCAGAGAGAAGACAAGAUCGUACACCGUCAAAAGGAAGCCGGGGCAAGGCUGCCAUCCGAGACUGGGAAGAAGGAAACCCUGCUUCGUUUGGGGUGGGAGAAUGGCGACGUCGUCGAUGGGUGCGGAUUGUGCAGCGCAUGAACAUCCCUCCGGCGGGCACUACGACCGUCACAUACUCGACCCUAGGCCAUUAA
Messenger RNA from Penicillium longicatenatum, 1590 nucleotides. RefSeq names its product PEX28-32 family peroxisomal membrane protein. Gene Ontology annotation, cellular component: peroxisomal membrane. The record is from RefSeq and is a predicted model, not a curated record. The transcript is spliced from 3 exons. Gene Ontology annotation, biological process: peroxisome organization. Bases 1 to 1590 code for a protein of 529 amino acids. NCBI's taxonomy places the organism in Eukaryota, Fungi, Ascomycota, Eurotiomycetes, Eurotiales, Aspergillaceae.